AUGGCUGGUGCGCACUGCGCCGCCUUCUCCGUUCUUACAUCACUUACUAACACCACCCCAAAAUUACUAAAACCACUUCUUUCUUCUUCCAUCUCCAGUCCACGCCCUCCAAAAAAACUCACGAAGCGGAAAAAUCACUUGCGCCCCAAAAUCCUCAAAACCCUAACAAAACCAUAUCCAAUAGAGCCCGUAAUCCCUAUUGUAUUACCGCCUCAAAACGACACCUUUUCCGAGCCUCAACUCGACGAACUCGUCGGAGUUGUCCCUGCCGUUGAUGAAGUCGAGGAAAUUCAGGUCACGGAGACCGAGGGUGUUGCUGGAGACUACAGUGGCAGUUUAGGUAAAUUGUCUGCAAUGUCUGUCCUGAAAGUUGGCAUGGGUUUGGUUGGGGUUUUGAUGUUACAAACAAUUUGUAGUGUUUGUUUUCUGGGAAAUUCAAAUUCCGACGAGGAAAACAAGAAUUUGGAUGCUUUAGAUAGGGGUAUUAAUAGAAUAAAAAAAGGGAGCUUUUUGGUAGAUAAAAACGUGGUUGAUUUGGAUGAAACCGAGUUAGAAUAUAAAAUUAAUGAAAUUAGGGCAAUGGCCAGAGAAGUGCGAAAGAUUGAAGGCAAGGCACGGGGAGCUGAUAACGAAAAAGGUGACAUUCUUGAUGAAUUUGUGAAUUCUAAGAGUAGAACAGGCAUUGAAAAAGAGAUUGGCUCAUGA
Molecule: messenger RNA, 705 nt
Organism: Pistacia vera
Lineage: Eukaryota; Viridiplantae; Streptophyta; Magnoliopsida; Sapindales; Anacardiaceae
Exons: 1
Coding region: 1-705 (234 amino acids)
Source: RefSeq, a predicted model, not a curated record